CCAAUGCAAAGCCCACUCACUUACUAUUACCAGGCUCUCGUCUGUGUCUGUCUUUGACACGCCAACAGCUCCAGCGUCCAUCUCCAUUUUUCAGUCUCCGUUUUCAAUUGUCCAUUUGUCCAUUGUCCAUUUCGAGAUUUUUGUGUCAUUGCAAAAAGUCCUUUUCCGCUUUUCCUUAUCUCCCUCGUUCUGCUAUCGGCUGGCCGCACAAUGGCCGUCUGUUGUUGUUGCUACUAGCAAACAAGAACCCACUUGACUUGACCGCUUCGCGUCCUGGUUCUGGCUAAGCAACUGGAUAUGCCUGACCACCUCACUAAAGCAUAGUGGGACGAACUGAGUGGACUGCCGAUCCGUGCUAACCGCACACGACCGUCCCGACGAACCAGGAAGGAUCAAUGUCGACAUCGCCGGCGCAUCAGACUCGCCUUGUCAAGAGUUCCUCCAGCUCUCCCGACAUUUCUUUGUCUUCCAUCCCAACUUCUAUGCCUAUGGCGGGAGCCUUCGUCGCCGGCACGGACACCGUCCGCGAGUAUGGCAGAGAGUAUGGCACCUUUAGAAGAGAACAAUACAUGAUGCCUCACGAUGACCGUGAACGAGAUCGUCUAGACAUUAUGCACACCAUGCUCAAGGUCAUUAGACCCCCAGCCACCAGACUGACUUCAUGCCCGACCGAAAUGCUCGAACAGCCGGCGGAUGGCCCUUUUGGUACUUCUCCACGAGUCCUCGAUCUCGGCUGCGGCACUGGCAUCUGGAUGAUUGAUAUGGCCAAGUUAUUUCCUCAAGCUGAAUUUGUCGGCGUCGAUCUCCAACACAUGGGACCUCCUAGUCUGCCUCCCAACGUCUCGGUGCGGGCCCAUUGGGAUUAUGAGACCAUCUGGUUGCUGGGAGAGCGGAGCUGGCAUCUCAUUCACCUUCAACUCAGUCUGGGCAGCGUUAGCGAUUUGCUUGGUCUGUACCAGAAGAUCCAUCGCCACCUUAUCCCCCGCGUCGGAUGGUUCGAACACGUCGAGAUCGAUUUCCAACCCCGCUGUGACGAUGGCACCCUCCAACCUGGCAGAUUGACCGAGUGGUGGGAUCUUUACAUCAAGCCUGUCUACGAAGAAGGCAAGCGCCCCAUUCACUAUGACGAGGCUCGUAUCCGCAACUCCUUCCACGCCGCUGGUUUCAUCGAUAUCCAGCAUGAAGAAUACCGUCUUCCCCUCCGGGGUUGGACGAAUCACCCGGACGAACAAAGGGCAAAAGCCGAGCAACGCGCAGGCUUAUGGUGGAAUAUAGCUCAAUCCUCCGGUCCUCAGAACACAAGUGGCGUUGGCAUGGAAGCCAUGAGUCUCGCACCGCUUUGUCGUUAUGGUGGUGGUUGGACCGAAGAAACGGUUCGUCGACUAUGCGACGAAGCCCAGCAGCAAGCCUCCGAUCCAAAUGUUCACGCCUACAAUGUUGUCCAUAUCUGGAGAGGACGAGCCCCUUGAAACCGCUUGCGUGUGUGGGAAAAGUUAGUUUUGGCGGUACUUUGUUUACAACGGAUGGGCAUGGGCGGCAUUUUCCAUACAAAGUUCCACUCAUAGCAUGCCUACCGGUCUGGAAGACUGCGGAGCCUGCUCAACGUACCUGCCUUGGCGGAUAUGUGCUGGCGAAGACCUUGGAGGGCAGUGUCAAUGCUCAAGCCAAGGCCUUGAUCUUGCCGCCACAUUACCAAGUCCAUUGUCGACAUAAUUGGCCUUUCCGUUGCAAUGUAAGGCCUGAGCCUCAGUCGAUCGAAGAAAGACCUAGAGCACAAUGAUUGGACGAGAAGUAAUGAGGAUUGACCUCCUUGGGUGGGCAAUUGGACAGUCUCCAUGGACUUGGGCACCCGCAGAAAGGCUGGACCGGGUGCGCAGUUCAUCCGCUUCGUCAAUAAACCCAGAAGACCGGUCUGCACGAUUCGUUACUGAUCGAAGAAGACAGACACGUGUCCUAACAUGUCCCAACACCAACAUGGAGAACUCUCCCAUGCUGUGACCGAGGAAUGCCCUAUGAAGGUGCAAACUCGAAUAAGAUAGCGAGGUCAGGCCAGGGAACCCCGUCAAUUUGUCCCAACGGUCAAACGACCACCCGCACAAGGUUUAUCCUCAACUCAGACACGCUGAUCAAGACCACCAUGUCAAGCACGCAAAUCUCACUUAUCCAAUCUUUCUCGUAUCAAGGAACGAAAUUUAGUCCGCAGAAUUGGCUACAAGGGAUUUGGAUGGGUUGGAUUGAGUGGUCUCACCACAUGACAUAUAGGAGUAGCCUUCUGCAGAUGAGUAGCCAACUACCCCUGAUCGAGGGUACGGUCAAUCACUCCUUCGCUCGCAAAAAAAAAAAUAGGAGCCACGAUCUAUGCAGGAUUUCUUUCUUUAAUGAGUCAAAAUCAAUUUCA
Exophiala mesophila is the source of this 2398-nucleotide messenger RNA. RefSeq lists its product as uncharacterized. The transcript has 2 exons. Lineage: Eukaryota; Fungi; Ascomycota; Eurotiomycetes; Chaetothyriales; Herpotrichiellaceae. Bases 396 to 1469 code for a protein of 357 amino acids. The record is from RefSeq and is a predicted model, not a curated record. Gene Ontology annotation, molecular function: methyltransferase activity.